UAACUCUUCUUCUUCUACGCUGCUUUCUGCGGUCCUCCUCUCUGCCAUGUCCGGUCGGAGCCCAGCGGCGGUUCAGUCCUCCAAACAGCCGACACCGAACCGAACCCUGCAGCCGAACUAAAGACCCGACACAAGAGGAGUCAGUUGAGGAAACAGGAGGCUUGUAGUUCAGUCUGUCACCUGCCUGGUUCACGUCGGAGCGAGGAGCUGCUCCGAAGCAUCCUGGUUAAGCUAACUGCUAGCUAGCAUGCUGCUGCCUCCACACUCCUCACAACUCCUCUCGGAUUAAUUCAUCUCGUCAUGACUGAGCUCAGAUGCCGCAAAUCGGACACUCUGGAAGGAGAUAAUGAAGAAGAAGAAGAAGAAGAAGAAACUCAACAGUCUGAGCCAGAGCUGGACGCCAUAGAUGUUGAGGAGGUGUCCAGCGAUGCAGCAGAUGGAAACCUGCAGCAGAAGGAUGGAGGUGAAGUUAAAGGUGAUGAACCAGAGCAGGAAGAAGAAUCCAUCAAACCUGUCAGAACACACAGGAGCUCAUCUACAUCCGCUUUCCUGCAGCGUCUGGUGAGAGUUUUCUUCGGCUGUGUUGCAGCUGUCGCCUGCGGCAUGCUCUACGCCGUCUAUCUAUCUACGUAUCACGACAGGAAGUUUUGGUUUUCGACCAAGCAGGAGCUGGAGCGUGAAAUCACUUUCCAGGAAGGCAGUGGGCUCUAUUAUUACUACUACAAACACAUGCUGGCUGCUCCCUCCUUUGAAAGAGGGUUCUAUGAGCUCACGAUAGACAACAAGACUGUUUCAGGUCAAACCAUCAACGCGGUCGAACGUUUGUCUCUUUAUCCAGAGCUCAUCACCAGCUUUGUGUACAGAAUCACGGGCAGCCAGGACUUCGUGGAGCCCGUCUACUUCUACGUCGGGGCGGUGCUGGGCCUGCAGGCGGUCUACGUCACCGCCCUGUUUGUGUGCAGCUGGGUGAUGAGUGGAACGUGGGUGGCCGGCAUGUUGGCUGUGGCCUGGUACGUCAUCAACAGAUCCGACACAACCAGAGUGGAUCACGCUCUUCCUCUGCGGGACAACUGGGCGCUGCCGUACUUCUCCUGUCAGGUCGCAGCUUUGACUGGAUUCCUGAGCAACAACAUCAGCUCUGCCACCGAGAUGUUCUGCUAUCUCACCAUGAGCGCCACCACCUUCACCUUCCUGCUGGUCUGGGAACACAGCCACUACGUCCUCUUCAUCCAAGGCCUCUGUCUGUUUCUGCUCGACUCCUUUGACCUGGUGCCGCCACGGAAGAUGGCCGACAUCCACAAGGUUUACCUCAGCUCCUUGUUCCUGGCCUACCUGUUCCACUUUCAGAACGCCACGCUGCUCAGCUCGCCGCUGCUCAGCCUCCUGAUUGGCUCAGUGCUCGCGAGGUACUUCCAGCAAAAGAUGAAGAUGGGGCCUCUGGUGGCCAGAGUGAUGAAGCUCUUCCUACAUUUCCACCUGGUCUUCACCACUGGGAUCACCUUCAGUUACUUAGUCAAGAAACUCAUUCCUGUGAGUGACAGCGACUUCAUAUUGAAGUUCCUUGAAGUUAAGUUUGGGCUCAACACAACAACUGAUUUUGUCACCAACUUCCUGCUGUGCCAGGAGAGUCUCCAGACGCCUGGUCAGGAUUUCUUUCUGCGACUGACGCAGGCCUCAGUCCUUCCUUUUUACCUGCUGGUGCUCAGUGUCUGUCUGCUGUCCACCCUGCAGACCAUCUACAGAAGACUCAGCGGCCAGCCGAUGAAAACCGACCACAGGCUGGAAGACGGACGAAUCGGAGAGCAGCCUGAGGUCAUCUAUCACGUCUUUCACACGUUGUUUUUCGGAGGUCUGGCUCUGCUGUUCGAAGGGAUGAAGUAUUUAUGGACGCCGUACGUCUGCAUGUUCACGGCGUUCGGUGUGUGUUGUCCAGGCCUCUGGAUGACGGUGUUUAAGUGGCUCAAAUUGAAGUCCAUCCACCCCGUAGUGUUGGUUAGUAGGUUCUCCUUCAGCGGAAAUACAUCUCUGAUUCUGAGCACGGCUGUUCCCACAAUCAUCGGCUUCAGUUUGUGGAGAGAGUAUUGCCCUCGAGUCUUAGCCGAGCUGUCGGAUCUGCCGGAGUUCUACGAUCCAGACACAGUGGAGCUCAUCAGCUGGAUCAGGUCUCAGGCUCCGGUGGCGGCUGUGUUCGCCGGCAGCCCUCAUCUGCUGGCAACAAUCAAGCUGUGUUCAGGUGCAGCUGUGACCAGUUUACCGCUUUACUCAGACAUCAACCUGCUGAAGAGGACCGAAGAUACCUACCAGGUUUAUGCCAUGAGAUCUGCAGAGGACGUCUAUAAGCUUCUGACCUCCCAGAAAACCAACUACGUCAUCAUCCAAGAGUCGAUUUGUAACGAGCUCAGUUUCAACAAGGGCUGCAGGAUCAAAGACCUGCUGGACAUCUCCAACGGACACGUGGUCUACGAUAAAGGAGAGAUCUACUCGUUCUCCAAGCACGGACGUUUUUGCCACGAGAUAAAGAUGAACUACUCUCCGUACACGAACUACUUCACCCGAGUCUUCUGGAAUCGCUCGUAUCACGUCUACAAAGUGAACUCCGUCAUCUCCUUCCAGUACUGACGGCAGAUCGGACUCCUCUCGUAUUUAAGAUCUCAUCCACAGUUGGACACUCUGGGCUUCUGCAAGCGUCUCGUCACUGUUACGUCGAAGCCGCACAUUCAGCAGGGAUCGGCUGAGGACGCCGCACCGACCUCCACGUGUCGAAGUCGAAACACGCCAUAUUAAUCACUGUACUGUACUUUUAUAAGCCAUGUGUUACUGUCAAUGUUACUGUGAGGCAUUUAAUGAAGGGGGGGGGUGGAUGAGAGUCGUCUGUGGUCACUUUGUUCAGAAGCUGCUCAGAUUUAAACAAACAGCGGUCGUAUUUUCAGUCAUCUAUAUCUCAACAAUUGUCAUGAAAUUUACUACAAAUAGCCCCGAAGGAGUUCCAUUAUCUGCUCACAUUUCCUCCAGAGUGGUUGACAUGUGUAUUAAAAUGUCUUUUUUUUUUGGCCUUUAGUGGACAGUUAGAGGAAAAACAAACGGAAGCUGUGGGGAAAGAGAUGAUCUGUACUGGCUGGGAAUUAAAACUUCUGAUUAGGAACCCUAAAAGACAUGGGUCAUCGGGUCGCCUUAUGGUGAAACAUUAUGACAAAUAUUGAACAGAUAGCCAUGAAACUUUUGCACACGCAUUUGCAUUGACGAGCCAUAACAUUAAAACCACCGAAAUAACAUUUAUUCUUCAUUCUGACAUGUCGGGGCAAAGAUACAGGAUCUCUGGUGGCAUCAGGAAGCGAGCAGAUCUUUUUGGUCAAGUGGCUUACAGCGUUUGGAUUCGGCCUCGAUGGACCCAUCGAUGAUCCACUGGAUUGGGAUUUAGGGAGUGUUGAGGCUGCGUCAGUGCCUUGAGCUCUUGGUCAUGUUCCUCGAGCUGUUCUUAGGUGGUUUUUGAGGUGUAGCGGGGCAUGUUGUCUGAAUGGGGUCUGUUGUUACCCACAAGGAGGGUUCUUGGUCUGGAGCAAAGUUUAUGUACACUACUGUUCAAAAGUUUGAGGUCAUCCAGACAAUUUCACGAUUUAUUCAAUGCUUUUAUUCAUGUUUUAUUUAUGUGCUACCAUAAUUCCACAAGGGUUUUCUAAUCAUCAAUGAACCUUUCAACACCAUUAGCUAACACAAGGUAGCAUUAGAACACAGGAGUGAUGGUUGCUGGAAAUGUUCCUCUGUACCCCUAUGGAGAUAUUCCAUUAAAAAUCAGCCGUUUCCAGCUAGAAUAGUCAUUUACCACAUUAACAAUGUCUACACUGGAUUUAUCAUUCAUUUGAUGUUAACUUCAUGGACAAAAACUGCUUUUCUUUCAAAAAUAUGGACAUUUCUAAGUGACCCCAAACUUUUGAACAGUGAUCAGUGGUACAUGUCAGAAUAGCUUCCAGAUAAAUACCAGGACUCAAGGUUUCCUAGCAGAACAUUAUGUUAUUAUGGGAAAAAAUAAACGUUGCACACUUUGUCAAUGGGUUUUAAUGAUGUGGCUGAUCGGUGUUGAUCUCCUUCAGGAUAAAUUCUAAUCGCUGCAGUGAUGCCGUAGUAUUUUUAAAUUUAGUUUUAUGUUAUACAAACAUCCUUUCAGCUGGACUAAAUGUUUUGUGCUAAGUAGCAAAUGCUAACACGCUAAAUUUGAGGUGGUGGAACAUGUGGUAGCCAAACUUUUGCAAAUUGUGAGGAUGUUAGCAUUUAGCUCACAAUGCAGCGUCGUGGAGCCUCUAGAGUGGCUCUGGAAUAUUUAUGCAGUUAUCUCAACAUGACAGAUUAACUUAUGACUUUAACGGAUCAUUGUCAUUGUGGUCUGUUCCUGUUUUUACGCUCACUGGCCUCUUUAUUUGGCUAUCUAAUACAACCCAAUAAAAAACAGGGCUAGAAGUUCUA
Molecule: messenger RNA, 4458 nt
Organism: Acanthochromis polyacanthus (spiny chromis)
Lineage: Eukaryota; Metazoa; Chordata; Actinopteri; Pomacentridae
Product: probable C-mannosyltransferase DPY19L4
Exons: 19
Coding region: 301-2619 (772 amino acids)
Cellular component (GO): nuclear inner membrane
Molecular function (GO): mannosyltransferase activity
Source: RefSeq, a predicted model, not a curated record